AUGGCCCUCGCCUCUCUCAAGCGACAGUUGUCGCGAGUUCUUGCCCGCGAUACAACAACGAAUGGAACUAGCAGCUGUGAUGCGCCGGAACUGCCAAGCGAUGCACAAGUAGACGAACAAUGUCAACGAGCUAGCCCCAAGGCAUCGAUAUACAAGCAUUCCCCAGCUCACUCCGGCACUACACUGCACGACCUGAACCAAGCGCCAACAAAUGUGUCGCCCGAGUAUCUUUCAGACGCCAUGGUACAUGUCAUGACAGUAGGUGACAGCAUCAUCACAAUCGAGACACAACAGAGAGAUGCCGAACAAGGCGAGCAACCAGCAGUAAAGCGAAGGAAGAAGAGCUUCGGCCUUCGUAGGGUCAAGACAGAACCCGCCUCGCAGAGUACUCCGCUUCAUGGCUCUAUCACCACCAUAGAGUCCGUCCCAAAUGGCAGUCGUUCUCGAGCUUGGUCAUACCCACUGGUCAACUGGAAGAAUCUCAGCUUAGUCCGUCGAAUGCGCCGAAGUGCUGACCUCAAGGAAGCUCGUAAAGAAGCACGUAAGGGCAAGGCUUCUUGUGAGCUGGUCCCUGGUGAUCAACCUCAGACUGGCGAUGCUGACGAAAAUACCACUGCACACCUAGCUCCACUAAUGCCGGGUGCUGUCCAAGGGUCACCAUCGCACAUCAACCGUCUAUCAAACGGGCUUGACGCAUCACCACGGGCCUCGGUUAACCUUGGCAUUGGCGCUUCCGCUCCAGGACAAGACAAGGAGUCUUCAAAGAAGCACUCCAACAGCUCCAGCGAAGAACAAAUCAAGCGCAAAGAUUCACGUUUCCACGAGGUAAUGCAGGCAGGAGAAAAAGCUGCAGCGGACAUGGAAGCGAACACCAGAGAAGUUGCAUUUGAGGAGCGACCACAAAAGAACUCGGCCUUCCUGUUACACCCCAUAGAUUGGAUCCGACAACACCACGCCACUGUCUUUCCACUUCCUUCAUCAGACUCUUCGUCCGACUCUGACUCACGCCCACCGUCACCAACAACUCGCCCAGCACGUCCAGCUCGUCGAACUCAAGAACCACAUCCCGUCCAACCACAAGCUACUCGCCGCAGAGGAUCGGAAGCUCUCACCCGUGACGAGCUGUACAUGAGAUCUCGGAUCAAUCUACCUCCUGGUAUGGAUAUACCUGCUGUCGGCCAAGCAGGUCCGGUCGACUGGUUACACCGCGGAUGGGAAGAACACUAUCGUCAGUUAGCCGAGUCUUCGCGUCGAGCCUGUCACCCUUUGGCCGCUGCGUGCUUUCUCCCUACCAGAGGUGAGGAGAUGCAACGGUACGUUCCCGGGUCUCAAUGUCAGAACGGACGAGGACGUGCAUCGACGCAAAGAGGACAAUCGACACCAUAUCCCACAGGAGUAUACAUCCAAACUUGUGACUUUGCAGUCCAUGGCAAGGGAAAAGGGAUCAUGUAUGUGCAAGAUGUUGGGGCUCAAGAUGGAAGAGGGAGACGUGAGAAUAGGAACGCUGCUUUUCCAGAGUACGAGAGACAGAGACGUAUAGAGGAAGGGGCAUGUGUGACCACUCUGACACUCGGCGAAUGCAAUUUUGCGAAAGAGUUGGGACAGAAUGCCUCGCAGGACAGUAUAUCAACUUGA
Messenger RNA from Aureobasidium vineae, 1635 nucleotides. Lineage: Eukaryota; Fungi; Ascomycota; Dothideomycetes; Dothideales; Saccotheciaceae. The record is from the annotation of a GenBank genome assembly.